Molecule: messenger RNA, 3203 nt
Organism: Porites evermanni
Lineage: Eukaryota; Metazoa; Cnidaria; Anthozoa; Scleractinia; Poritidae
Source: the annotation of a GenBank genome assembly
AUGCUUGUCGACAAAGAGCUUGGAUAUGAAGGUAGUGCCGACUGCAAAUAUCUUGAAGCCUUGGCAGAAACAUACAAAAAUGCAUCCGCCUGGGAUACUAGAAGACAGGUCUUGUCCAUAAUGGCUGAUCUGGUCCCCAUCGAACGCCUUCAGAGGUAUCUACCUGGUAUCACUGAGUACCGAGUGAAAACUGCGCGACUGCAGAAACAUGUUUAUGGUCGAGGGAAUCCACUUCCAUCAAGGUAUAGUCCCCGAAUGAGAGUAGAGGCCACCCAGCUUGAUCAUUUUUUGACGUUUAUAACAAGUCCGCACAUCAUACAAGAUCUUCCAUUUGGGCAAAAGUACAUAAAGCUUUCAACUGGCGAAGUACUGGAGACACCAAACGUAAUUCGAAGUAUGAUUCCAGAACGUAUUGUUAAGCAGUACACUAAAUACUGCGACGAAUUCGGGUUCAAACCAUUUGGACGUACAACAAUGUUGGCUAUCCUCGCAGCCUGUAGCGCCACCGUAAGAAAGUCGUUGCAGGGAAUCGACUAUAUUGCCGCAGAAGGAGGCAAAGCUUGCGACGACCUAUGCAAUGUAGUGAAGCAACUAGAGGAAUACGGGGUAUUGAAGACAGAUGUUUCUGAGCUGUGGAGAAGUUGUGUAAAGAGUGCAAAGCAAUAUAUAAAGUCAGAUUACAAGGUAUUCGAGGCUAGUCUCAUAAUGGAACAAAACGAAAAAAAUGUCAAUUUCGAUGUAAUGUUCCUUAUAAAAUUCGGUGCGAUAGCACAGCAUGAUAGAAAAAAUAGACCUAAUUGGAUGUAUUCAGUCCACAUGACAAUUUACCGUUGGUGUCAGUUUUGACUUUUUUGUCAUGAAGCAUACUUUUGCACUAUUUUACCUUUGUCGUUUAAAAUUAUAUCGUUUAUUGCUUUUAUUACAAUUUUGUUACAUAGGUGCACGUAUCUCCCUCUUCGCCCGUGGCUGACCACUGUAGCGUAUACGCUCUAAGCGAUGACAAGGAACCCUUGUUCAGCCGCCCAUGCGAUCACGAUCAUGAUAGGACGUGCCCCCAAUGUGAAGAACUAACAGCCUUAGUGUCUGCCAUUCAAGAAUACUUAGAAAGAGAGGAUCUGGGAUUUCCAACUGCAGAGUUAGAUGACUUACGCCAUGUGGCCGAUGAAGCAGCCCAAAACAUUCUGUCUUGGAAGGCUCAUCAGCUGAGAAGCAAAAUUCAGGACAUGGCCAGAGUAGACGCACUUGAACAACUAGACAAUUCGUCUGUAAUGAUCACCCAAGACUGGGCCAUGAAAUUUUUGCCACAAAAAUACCGCGAAUCUCAGGCAGACUGGUUUGCCAAGAGAGGCAUCUCAUGGCACAUAAGCGUGGUGGCAAGAAGACUUAAUGGAAAACUUCAGAAUCAGUCUUUCGUCCACAUUGUUAAAAACUGUAACCAAGACAGCUCGGUAGUUAUCCGCAUCAUGGAACACAUACUGCGCACACUAAAAACGGAGAAUCCUGAAAUUUCUACAGCAUUUUUUAGGCAGGAUAACGCGGGAUGUUACCAUAAUGCUACUAUGCUUGCUGCAUGCCGCUCUAUGGGUGAUGUCACUGGAAUCGCUGUUUCUAGAGUAGACUUUAGUGAUCCUCAAGGUGGCAAAGGCCCGUGCGAUCGCAAAGCAGCCACCAUCAAAGCUCAUGUUCGUAGAUUUGUUAAUGAGGGACACGAUGUCCAAACUCCAAAGGACCUUGAAACCGCGAUGCUAUCAGCUGAAGGAGUACCUGGGGUAAGAGUGACACUUGUCGAUUCAUUAGGUAUCAAGGACAGCCCCAUAAAAUUGGAUGGCAUCAGCUUGAUCAACAACCUACAGUAUACUGGUGCGUCAAUGCGAGUAUGGCGAUCCUACAACGUCGGCUGUGGAAAAAUCAUCGACAAACAGCUACCAACAGGUUGUUAUAAAUAUUUUUUUUAUAAGGAAAGAUUAAAAAUGCAGACUUAAAGUAAGGAAAAAAGCGACACGCGAACACAUUAAAAUACCUUUUUUUGUUCUCAGUUGCAUUCUCUCGUGUGGCAAAAACUUUCCGUACAAUAACGCGAGGACAGAUAUAUUUUAACUCUUACCAUCAACAUAGCUGUUUUAUAAUUUCACAGUAUGCGCAGACUUUUGCGGAUACAUUAUCGUGCGCAUCCCACAAGACACUUAGGACAACAACAUAAUCAGAGCGUGACAAAGUAAGAUAAAGACUGUGAACCAUUUGUCACAAUGUUUUCUUUUUUGGUUUCAGCUACAAACAGCUUCUGUGGUAAUUUUCAAGAGAAAUUUUCAGCCGGCGACUUCUUGGAUGUUGGUAAAGAAGGAUGUCCAGCGUUACCUCUUGAGUCUUCUAAAAAUCAAAACUUUGCUGAAGGGCCAGAGGAGGCAGAAUUUGAUCCAGGUCUUUUCCAAUGUCCUAACGAAGGAUGUGUUAAAAGUUAUCAGAGUUUUUCAGCCCUUGAAAAGCAUCUGUCUUUUGGAAAGUGUGAAAUGCGUGUAGAAAGAGUCACCCUUCUUGACCAGGCGAGGCAAAUGUACCACGCCAAGCUAACAGAAGGAACAAGCAAAGACGUGACAAGCCACUGUGCGGAAGCUUCUGUUCGAGAAAGCGUAGUAAAUACCAGUCAAAUUGUUAAAGGGUGGGCGUUAAAGCAAACGAAAAAAUCUGGACGACUCAGCGAAUCACAAAAGGGGUAUCUUGACGAAAAGUUUAAAAUCGGUCAGAAAACAGGUCACAAACAGGAUCCAGCUUCCGUAGCUCACGACAUGUGUUACGCCAGAACUGCUGAGGGUGAACGGCUUUUCACCCGUAGUGAAUUUCUAACUGCGCAGCAAGUUCAAUCGUACUUCUCUCGACAAGCAGGCAAACUGUGCAAUCAAUCCACCGAGGAUGAGAGAAGAGAUCAUGACGCUGCUGCCGAGCAACAGCAGUACUGGGAUACUCGAGAACAAAUCCUUCGAGAGGUUCAAGUCCAACACCCCAUCACCUAUGACAAUUUUGACCUUUGCGAAAUGUAUCACCCAAGUUCGCUAAACAAGUUCAGUGUCAACAUGUUACAAAGUAUUUGCCAAUAUUUCGGUAUGGAACAACUAACUGUUCGUCGCAAGGCACCAUACAUCGCCCUUAUUGGCGAAUUGAUCCAGUCAUGUACCUGUCAUAACAAUAGUUACAAACUGACAAAGUAG